This is a messenger RNA of Carassius auratus (goldfish), 1558 nucleotides long. Its product is annotated as acyl-coenzyme A thioesterase THEM4-like. The record is from RefSeq and is a predicted model, not a curated record. NCBI's taxonomy places the organism in Eukaryota, Metazoa, Chordata, Actinopteri, Cypriniformes, Cyprinidae. The transcript has 6 exons. Bases 361 to 1143 code for a protein of 260 amino acids.
AGACAUUCGUGAAAGUCACAGACUGUUCUGUUCACCGGCUGAUCUUGUAUUUUCACCUUAAAAUUGGAUGUCUUUUUAUACAGCAUUCUAUCGAUAAUUCAUUGAUUUGAUAAAGGCUUUCUUUUAUAUGUCAUUUUAUGUUUUAUAUGUGUUUUCCGUCGUUUUUCAGUUUUUAGAUGAAAAAGACCUGUCAGUCAGCGUGUGUGGAAAUAUGGGAGGUGUAAAUGUCUUCAGUUAGUUACAUCAUGUAACUUUUCCAAGAAAGUCAUAUUCAUUUAUAGCAAUACGACAGUAAGGAUUUUAUUCUGCCCAGAAGAGUAAGACAUAUUUGGUCUGGAGUGACUCUGGUUUGCAGUCAUCAUGUUAGGACUCUCAGUGAUGAGGAGACUUCUGAUCUCUGGAGGGAUGAGGGGGCUCCGUCUCCAGCAGCUGCUCUCUGAAGAGACCCUCAGACACCUGCAGACCUCCCCUCACAACACCAGACACAUCUCGGUAAUCUCGACGGUGUCACUGUGGCCGUUCUCAUCUCAGCCAAGAGACUUCAGCCAGCCCAACUCCUCAUGGAGUCCAGAGAUGCACAAGGUUUACGACAACUAUAAUGCUCUGUGUGACACUGACAUUGAAAAUGGUGAGGAAAAAAGGGGGCCGUGGAGGAAGUUGCCCAGCUACAACCGUUCCAUUAAAUAUGCUACUGGUGGCAUUCACCUCAGCAAAUUGAUCCAGGCCAAAGCUCGACUUUUCACGAGAAACGUUAAAGAGCAAGGCGCCACGUUUGAGUAUGUGGUGUUUGUCAAUAAGGAGGAGAAGAGAUGUGUUUGUGUCUUUCAGGCAGGACGUUUACUAGAAGGUGCACCUGGGCAUGUACACGGUGGAGCCAUAGCCACCAUGAUUGACACAGUGACUGGUACUCUUGCCGGUUUCCUCUCAGGACCAGUUAUGACUGCUAAUCUCAACAUAGACUACCGCAAUCCAAUGCCUCUGGGUAGUGUGGUUUUAAUCCACAGUGCUCUGGAUCGAAUAGAGGGGAGGAAAACAUACAUCACUUGCAAAGUGACCAGCACUGAUGAGUCCAAACUCUACACGGAAUCCACAGCUCUAUUUGUUUCAAUAAGUGUCGGCCAUUUAUUUGGAUCACGAAACUGAAAGCUGUCUGGAAUCCACCACAGAGACAUGUACAUCAUCUGUACUAACAUGAAGGAGAUUGGAGAUGCAGUGUGUGCCCAAUGAACAAAAGAUCAAGCUCUCAUGUAUUUGAGUGGUGCAUUCAGUUACAUAUGGCUGCCUCAUAUUUUUAUUUUUAAAAUGAAAAUGUAUUAACCUGGUUUAUUUAAUGAUACGGUAUUGAUCAUGAUGACAGUCUUCAGUAGUCUAUUACAAGUAUUGUAUAACAAAUUUUUCUGUAAUGUAUUUUAACAGUACUGUAUUCCACAUUGUGUUAAAGAGAAUCUCACUUUUGUUACAAAUGAAAAGUUGGGCAUUUAAAGUAUCUUAUUGUUAUUUCUAGGGAUUCCUAUUUAUAACUGCCUUCAAUAGUGCUAUUAAAGUUAGUAAUCAGAAA